CAAGAAACCACAAAAACAUAGCACCGAACGAAACCCUUCUCCCCCAAAUUCUCCAUUCUCUUUUCACUCCAAUCCAAUACAAUCCCUUCUCUCUCUCUAAUCGACAACGCAAACUCCACCAUGGGUUCCUCCGCGAUGGUUCUCGAACCUAAACCCUCUUCAGAGCCACCACCGUCUCUCCCAUCAUCAAAAUCCGACUACCUCCUCGGCGGUUACGGCAUCGACUCCGCCGCCUCCGACGAAGACGACCUCUACAGCCGCCUCAAGACUCUGCAGCGCCAGCUGGAGUUCAUCGACAUCCAAGAAGAGUACGUCAAGGACGAGCAGAAGAAUCUGAAGCGCGAGCUCCUUAGGGCUCAGGAAGAAGUUAAGCGGAUCCAAUCGGUGCCGCUAGUUAUUGGACAGUUCAUGGAGAUGGUUGAUAGGAAUAACGGUAUCGUUGGAUCUACAACUGGAUCCAACUACUACGUGAGGAUUCUCAGCACGAUCAACAGAGAGUUGUUGAAGCCUUCAGCUUCUGUGGCUCUUCACCGUCACUCCAACGCGCUUGUUGACGUCCUUCCUCCUGAGGCUGAUUCCAGCAUCUCGCUACUUAGCCAGUCUGAGAAGCCCGACGUCACUUACAAUGACAUUGGAGGAUGUGAUAUCCAAAAGCAGGAAAUUCGUGAGGCUGUGGAGCUGCCCCUUACACACCAUGAGCUAUACAAACAAAUUGGUAUUGAUCCCCCUCGAGGUGUUCUACUCUAUGGACCCCCAGGAACUGGAAAAACAAUGCUUGCCAAGGCUGUUGCUAAUCAUACUACUGCAGCAUUCAUUAGGGUUGUGGGAUCUGAGUUUGUUCAAAAAUAUCUUGGUGAGGGUCCAAGGAUGGUUCGUGAUGUAUUUCGUCUUGCAAAAGAGAAUGCUCCUGCUAUUAUAUUUAUUGAUGAGGUUGAUGCGAUAGCUACUGCUAGGUUUGAUGCCCAAACUGGUGCUGAUAGAGAAGUACAACGUAUUCUUAUGGAGCUUUUGAAUCAGAUGGAUGGUUUUGACCAAACUGUGAAUGUUAAAGUGAUUAUGGCAACUAACCGAGCUGACACUUUGGAUCCUGCUCUCUUGCGUCCUGGAAGGCUUGAUCGCAAAAUUGAGUUUCCUUUGCCUGAUAGACGCCAAAAGAGGCUUGUAUUUCAGGUAUGCACGGCUAAAAUGAACUUAAGUGAUGAGGUGGACCUGGAAGAUUAUGUUUCACGACCUGAUAAAAUUAGUGCUGCCGAGAUAGCAGCAAUCUGUCAAGAAGCAGGCAUGCAUGCUGUUCGCAAGAACAGAUACGUCAUAUUGCCAAAGGACUUUGAGAAGGGUUAUAGGACGAACGUGAAGAAGCCCGAUACUGACUUCGAAUUUUACAAGUGAUGUUGGGGGUGGACCAUUAUUUCCAAGACUCCCGUUUUUACAUUUGAAGAAUAUUUUUAUUUAUUUCCGACGAUUUUAUGCUACAACUUGUUCAUAUUGUGUCUGUAAACUCUCUUAAACAUUUGAUAAUUGAUAGCAUGUAGUGCUAAAUAUGUUUGUUAAUGGGACAAUUUAAAAACUAAUUAUAGUUUUUAGUAAUCAA
Messenger RNA from Arachis stenosperma, 1591 nucleotides. Its product is annotated as 26S proteasome regulatory subunit 6B homolog. The coding region runs from base 121 to 1389 and encodes 422 amino acids. Gene Ontology annotation, biological process: proteasome-mediated ubiquitin-dependent protein catabolic process. Gene Ontology annotation, molecular function: ATP binding; ATP hydrolysis activity; proteasome-activating activity. The transcript is spliced from 6 exons. The record is from RefSeq and is a predicted model, not a curated record. Gene Ontology annotation, cellular component: proteasome regulatory particle, base subcomplex. NCBI's taxonomy places the organism in Eukaryota, Viridiplantae, Streptophyta, Magnoliopsida, Fabales, Fabaceae.